Messenger RNA from Oncorhynchus keta (chum salmon), 1482 nucleotides. RefSeq names its product Ras association domain family member 4a (gene rassf4a). The transcript has 12 exons. Lineage: Eukaryota; Metazoa; Chordata; Actinopteri; Salmoniformes; Salmonidae. The record is from RefSeq and is a predicted model, not a curated record. The coding region runs from base 202 to 1122 and encodes 306 amino acids. Gene Ontology annotation, biological process: signal transduction.
AGCAGAAUAGCGCAGGGUCAAGGAGGUUUUAAGGGAGAUACGAGAUAAGGGAGAUAUAGCGAAUACCAGACUGAGACCGCCUGGUUUUGGAAUAAUAAUUUUAAAAAACGCUACCCUCCUUUUGCACUCUGUGAUGAAAAGAGUUUCGGAAAAAGCGCACGGAUUCAUGAUGCAGACAGAGCUAGGAGAGAGAAUCUCAGAAUGGCUGACUAUGUGAAGCUGGAUGAGGAGAAGUUUAUCCCAAAGUCAGACAUCUUGUCUAUGCUCAGGACCUACAACUGUUACCAUGAGGGGAAGAGCUUCCAACUCAGACACAGAGAGGAGGAUCAAGCACUGGUCGUCGAGGGGUUGUUGAAUAUCUACUGGGGUCUGCGGCGACCAAUCAGACUGCAGAUGCACGACGACAACGAGAGACUCCACUAUGGAGGAGUCAACAGGAAUGAGAGAACCCAGGUUCUUCAAAAGCAGACAGAAUCUAACAACAACAUACUCGACAGAACUACUGACCCUGCCUUGACCAGUAGUCUGGAGGAGGAUGAUGAGGAGGUCCCCCAGCUGCUGCGAACCAGGAGUGAUGCCUCCUUCAUGGGGGUCACCAGAAGGUCAAAGACACACGCACACUCCGACCUGCAGCACUUACGCUCACACAGAUUCUCCAUCAAUGGACACUUCUAUAACCACAAGACAUCAGUAUUUACUCCAGCGUUCGGGUCGGUCACUAACGUCCGAGUCAACAGCUCCAUGACAACACUACAGGUCCUCAACCUGCUGCUACAAAAGUUCAGAGUGGAGAAUAAAUCAGAUGAGUUUGUUCUCUACAUGGUCCAUGAGUCUGGUGAAAGAACCCCAUUGAAGGACAGUGCGUAUCCUCUGGUGUACCGUGUGCUUCAUGGACCCUGUGAGAAGAUCUCCAAAAUCUUUAUUAUGGAGACGGAUCUUGGGGAGGAGGUCACACAUGACGUGGCUCAGUACAUUAAUUUUGAGAUGCCAGUCCUGGAUAGCUUUGUAGAGAAACUGAAAGAGGAAGAGGAGAGAGAGAUUUCGAAACUGACCAGAAAGUACAGCGCACUGAAGUCCAUGAUUCUACAGCAGCUGGAGGGCAUCACUGACACUACUGUCUGAGUGUGUGUGUGUGUGCGUGCGUGCGUGCGUGCGUGCGUGUGUGUGUGUGUGUGUGUGUGCGUGCGUGUUCACAGGACCAUUACACUGUUACAGUGAGAGGAAGUCAAGCAGAUUGUUUGAGCACUGAGACCUUUCUUCAUGUACAACUACAGUUGAACCAUAGCAUGUAUAGCUUUUUCUAGUAAUGAAAACUACAGACAUGUUGAAAGCUUUCUACCGUAGUGAAUGUAAUGUAAACAGCAAUAAGAAUGCAAUACUGCCACAUCUUGCAUCAAUGUUUGUCACUUCGCAAAUGAACUGUAUUCAUAGAAUUUGUAACUGUUUUGCUACUGUAUUGUCUGAUUGAAUACUUUCCAUUAA